This is a messenger RNA of Anopheles moucheti, 743 nucleotides long. RefSeq lists its product as uncharacterized. Bases 1 to 663 code for a protein of 220 amino acids. Lineage: Eukaryota; Metazoa; Arthropoda; Insecta; Diptera; Culicidae. The transcript has 2 exons. The record is from RefSeq and is a predicted model, not a curated record.
AUGUUACCCUCAAUACGCGACAAAAAAACUGGCUAUAUUUACAAGCUUAGCAAAAAGCUGGAAUGUAAGAUUGACCGUGAAUGUUAUGCCGAACUGAGAAAAAUCUCGAACAAACCAGCUUCCGAUUCGGAAGAUGAACCAGAAAGUCAUGUCUGCGCAGCUACCAACACACCAAUCUUCACCAGUUUAAAGAUGACCUGCUCCGAUAGCGAAGAUUCGCUGGAAGCUUCAGGCAGUGGUUGUUCCGUAUCCCAGGCAAGUGACAUCAAGAAUCAGCCAAAAGCAGCCAAAAUGUCACACGAGCCAACAUUAGGGAAUGAAUGUUCUUCAAGAGAACCAACAAUCGCAAAAGUUUUAAAUAUCUUAAUGCAGGUUUCAAAACAUGUGAAGAAAAUGAACGGAGCCACCGAUCUUAUCCAAACGGACGUGGGCAACAUUUCGAACCGAUUGACGAAAAUUGAGGAAACCGUGGACACUUCGGUGGCAACGCUUGAGAGAAUGAAGGAUGAGAUGAAAAAAAAAGCAGUAUGUUUGAAAAAUCGAGAUAGCAAUUCCGUUGCGUUGUAUCCCGAUUUUAAAAAAGUAAGCAGCGAAGAGGAGCUGAUGGAAUGCGAUUCGAAACUUGGCAACGAUGUGGCAACGAAAAGAAACUAUGGUCCCUGAUGCUCAAGAAAAAGUAACAACAAUUAAAUAUGAACGUAAGUAUACUUUACGCUCCAAGUAAUAGUAAUUGUUGUAUAAUG